AUGGAUCGCAGUCUAGAUGAGAUCGUUGCUGAGACCCAGCAAAGUAAGCGAGGCAACCGAUCUCGACGCGGCGGCGGUGGUGGUGGUAGAAAUGGAGGUGGAGGCCGACCUGCCCCUCGGGAACGCGACUCGUUCCGCGACUCGUACCCUCGCGAUGGCGUAAGAAAGUCAUACAGAGAUGAUUCGAGAGGUGUGGAUACGGACUGGGUCCACGAUAAGUUCGAUGACACCAACCCCCGCAACCGCUCGAACAACUCGAGAAGACGACGCUCGCCUGAGCCGUACCAAGACAAUCGAGGUGCCAAAGUCAGGGUCGAGAAUCUGCAUUACGACCUCUCCAGAGAAGACCUUCAGGGUCUGUUCAGCAAGAUCGGCCCCAUCGUGAAGCUCGAGCUGGUCUAUGAUCGCGCCGGUCGCUCGGAAGGCAUCGCAUACGUCACAUACGACCGCCGCGACGAUGCUUCGGAAGCAAUCCGCGAAUUCGACGGUGCCAACGCAAAGGGACAACCGAUUCGAAUGUCAAUCGUGACCUCUGGCCCGAGACGCAACCCAUUCGACAAUGCCUACAUGCCUGGCAGAUUGGCGGACCGUAUUACAAGACCGCGUUCGCUUUCACCGGGUGAUAGACGUGUCGACCGGUAUGUCCCUGGUGGUGGUGGUAGCCGGUCGCGCAGUCCAUUACCCCAACGACGUGGUGGAAGACGACCUGGUGCUCGCCGUGAGAAUGGAGGAGGAGAAAACAGAGGUGGUGGCCGUGGACGUGAUGGUCGUGGCCGUGACGGACGACCAAAGAAGACUCAGGAGGAGCUGGAUGCCGAGAUGGCUGAUUACUUUGGGGGCGUCAAUACGGCCCCGGCUGAGACGGAUGGUGCCUAUGCAGGCCAAACUGCAGAUCUAACGGGAGAUGAUGUUGAUAUGAUCGAGUGA
Anthostomella pinea is the source of this 927-nucleotide messenger RNA. The record is from the annotation of a GenBank genome assembly. Lineage: Eukaryota; Fungi; Ascomycota; Sordariomycetes; Xylariales; Xylariaceae.